CAACUAUUGAAUAUCAUCAUCACUAAUAUGCAUGUUUCCUCUUCAUUUUAACAUCAAAUUGUCCUCUUUUUUUGUUUGUUUUACAUACGAAGGGGAGGGGGGAGUAGCGGAAUAUUUCAUAGAGAAUGAUUUCAUCAAAUAAACUGCGGAAAUAUUAUUUUUUUUUGAUUUAACAAAUUAAGGGAAUUAUUAUUAUAAUUAUAAAUAAUUGAUUGUGGGUAGCAACAACAAAAAAAAAUACAAAAAAAACAUCAUUGUGACUUGAUUCUAUUGAAGUGUGAUGACAAUUCAUGAUCAAUUUUUCAUUAUUUCAAAUGAAUAAUGGGUUCAGUUAAUAGUCAUCUCAUGAAUUCAGAUCAUUCUGAAUCGUUAUCACAACAACAAAGUACAAUUAUAAUUGAGAAUACAAAAAUCAAUGAUUCAAAUACAAAAUUAAAUGAAUCCAUGAUUUAUACAAGUUUUUGGCAUCGAUUAUUUAGAAGAUCAAAAAGUUUAGACAGUGAAUCAUCACAUGUCAGUUCACCUGUUAUAAAUGAACAACAGAAUAAAUUAAAUAUACAAUCAGAUCAUUUACAAAAUCCUAUUACAUAUCAACAUACUACUAAUAAACUACUUACAAAUGAUGAAACAAGCUUAUCUAGACCAGUUUCCAUAGAAUAUAAUAAUGAUAAUAAUAAUACUACUACUACUAAUAAUAAUAGUAGUAUGAAAAAUUACAAAAAAGUAUUUGAACGUAAACAUUUUACAGAAUAUGGACAUCAUCAAUUUCAAAUUACUUCAUUAUCUAGUAGAAAACAACGUUUAUUACGAAAUCAUCCAUCUUAUCAGCAUAAUACAACACCAAUGAAUAAUAUGAAUCAAUCUAUCAAUGAAAUACAAUACACUACUACUAAUACUACUGAUUCAAUGAAUAUAAGUAGUCAAAUGAAUUCCGAUAAAAUAAAUUUCAAUCCAUGUAAUUUAUUAAAAAGUGAAUCAAAAAGUCAAAAUUAUUUAGAUUUAGAUCAAUCUCCAAAAAUGCGUUAUGUACGUAAAUUGAAUACAUUUGCUAGUGUACCAGAUUUAACUAAAAAACCAAUACGUAGUGCAUUAAAAGGAAGUCGUAAUAGCAGUGUACAUCGAUCAAUACAUGAACAUGAAGAUGAACAUGAAGAUGAACAUGUUACUAUGUCACCAAAUCCUUUAAAUUCUGAUUCAUUUUCAUUAACACCACCAACACCAAAUGAAAUGAGAUAUUUAUUCAAUGAUCAAUUAACGGAUUUAUCCAAUACAAUGAUGAAUAUGAAACCAAUGAUUAAAACAAAUUCGAAAACAUUCAAUGAUUCAAAUGAAUUACCAAGUCAAUUAGAUUUAUGUAAUAAAAAUAAUCUUAAAAUUGAAUAUAGUGAAUAUUCACCUGAAUUAAAACGAUUCAAUAAGAACUAUUAUCAAUCAUUUCAAGAAGAUAAAGAAGAAGAAGAAGAAAAAGAUCAUGUUGAUGACAUGAAGAAUUCAAAGAAAAUGAAUAUAACAUAUGAUAAUGAAACGAAUGAUGAUGAUGAUAUAAUUGAGAAUAACGAUAUGAUAGAAGAUGAUAAUGAAGAUAAUGUUGAUUCAAAUGCAUUAACUCCACGAUUUCAUUCUAAACUCUUGAGACGUGAUAGUAUGGAAUGUUACCUUGAGACAAACAAAGCACAUGAUAUACGUCAUGAAAGGGAUCAUCCUCUUUCCGAUCUUAUUGAAGAUGUGAUAAACGGAAAACAUUCUUUUGGUGAUUCAACGAAUGGAACGACUGAUUUGGUAGAGGAGGAAGAAGAAGAAAAUACGAAUGAUGAUGAUGAUGACGAUGACUGUGAAACCGAUGAAAAUAGUGCCGACUCCUUGUCCAAUUCAAUAAAAGAUGAGUACUCACCCAAACCUUUGAUAACUGAAGUACUUUCACCUUCCUUAUGUGCCAGUGGUUAUGGUCCAGUUGGGCACUUGUUAACAAGAUGGUUACCUCAAAGACAUUUCUGUGAAUUAUUAAUUGGAAGCAAUGAAAGUCCAGAUACUUCAGAAGAGGCUAAAUGGUUAAGAAGAAAGGAGUUAUUAAAAGAACUUGCUAGAACUUCAUCUAUCUAUACAGAAGGUAUGACACAAGAAAUGUUCAUGUUAAGAUUUUCUGAAUUCGUUGAAGUACAAGAACUGGAACCAUGUGAUCGAAGUGCUGAUAAACCAUGGAUAAGAUUAACAUCAAAAGAUAAAGCACAGAUUCGUAGAGAGUUAAAUGAUUACAAAAUGGCUGAAAUGGAUGUACAUCAAGACAGUCGACAAUUCACCAGAUUUCAUCCUCCGUAAAGAUUUGUGGAAUAAUUCACUCAAGAUGGUCAAGAUCUAUUCCAUCUUAACGAAUUCAUCUUCUUCUUCUUCGUGUAUGUACAUCUGUGUAUACAAUCCUCCACAUAACUGUCUAUGAGUAUGUGUGUGUGUGUGUAUGUGUGCGGAUGUGUAUACAUGUCAAUGAAUAAAUCUGGACUCAAUAAUAACUAAUCUGUUGUACAAUAAAGAAAAACUAUUUGUUCUAUGAAUGAAUCAGAAUUCCAUCUCAUCUAUAGAAUGAUUCAAUUAUUCAUUUACAUACAACAAAAGAGGAUCAUCUUCUAUUAUUAAUAAUACAUUAGAACUAAUUGUAUAUAACUUAUCAAUGUAUCUUUAGUGUAAAUUACGUGUUGCAAAUUGAUGAAAAGCUUUUACAAAAACAGAACAAUUCAAAAAGAGAAUUCAUAUUGUGUAUGUAUGUUUACAUUAGCAACUAAAGGGAACUAAAACACACACGCACACACACACACACAAAGAAAAAAAGAUGUUGCCAUACAACAUGAAUCAUUCAUAACAGUCAUAUUCUCUUUUUGUUUGUUUUUUUCUUUCAUCAGUUGAGAGAGAGAGAAAAAAAGGAACAUAAUUGACCAUUAUAUUUCGAUGUAUUAGAAAUUACAAUUUCGAUUUUCGUAAUUCAUUUAUAUACAACAAAAUAUGGUGAUAUAGACAUAGUUACAAUUCAUUGAUUUUGGUGUAAUUUUUUAAAUAGAUUGUAACUAUGCCAAUAUUUAAAAUCUCCCCUGACAACAACAAGUUUAUUUGUAUAUAGAUAAAUAUUUU
Messenger RNA from Schistosoma mattheei, 3117 nucleotides. NCBI's taxonomy places the organism in Eukaryota, Metazoa, Platyhelminthes, Trematoda, Strigeidida, Schistosomatidae. The record is from the annotation of a GenBank genome assembly.